AGGACUGAACCAGUUCAGAAUGAGAGACAGCAAGGGGUCAGAAGGCUGGGGCCUGGGAGCACAACAGGGUCACUGAUGGAAAGCUAGAAUGAAUCAGGGUACAAAGCAAAACAGGGUGGGGAGAGUGGUGCAUUCUCAGCCCGAAACCCAGGAGGGGCACUCCCAUGGUGGAAUGGUGUGGAGGUUGUUGUGAAGUCAGAGAGGCUGUGUUUGGAGGCCAGAGAACCCUUGAGGCAGAGGCUGGCUUGUCACUUCCUGUGAGCCUUUCUCUCAGGGAGCCUCCUGCUGCUGGGCACCAUGACAGUGAGGGGGGCCGCGCUGGCCCCGGAUCCAGCGUCGCCCACGACCACAGCCGCAUCACCCAGUGUCUCUGCGAUCCCCGAGGGCAGCCCCACCGCCAUGGAGCAACCUGUGUUUCUGAUGACAACUGCUGCUCAGGCCAUCUCUGGCUUCUUUGUUUGGACUGCCUUGCUUAUCACCUGCCACCAGAUCUACAUGCACCUGCGCUGCUACAGCUGUCCCAACGAGCAGCGGUACAUCGUGCGCAUCCUCUUCAUUGUGCCCAUCUACGCCUUUGACUCCUGGCUCAGCCUGCUCUUCUUUACCAACGACCAGUACUACGUGUACUUCGGCACCGUACGCGAUUGCUACGAGGCCUUGGUCAUCUAUAACUUCCUGAGCCUGUGCUACGAGUACCUCGGGGGAGAGAGCUCCAUCAUGGCGGAGAUCAGGGGGAAGCCCAUCGAGUCCAGCUGUAUGUACGGCACGUGCUGCCUCUGGGGAAAAACUUACUCCAUCGGAUUUCUGCGGUUCUGCAAACAGGCCACCCUACAGUUCUGUGUGGUGAAGCCACUCAUGGCAGUCAGCACCGUAAUUCUUCAGGCCUUCGGCAAGUACAGAGAUGGGGACUUUGACGUCACCAGUGGCUACCUCUAUGUGACCAUCAUCUACAACAUCUCUGUCAGUCUGGCCCUCUACGCCCUCUUCCUCUUCUACUUUGCCACCCGGGAGCUGCUCAGCCCCUACAGCCCCGUCCUCAAGUUCUUCAUGGUCAAGUCCGUCAUCUUUCUCUCCUUCUGGCAGGGCAUGCUUCUGGCCAUCCUAGAGAAGUGUGGGGCCAUCCCCAAGAUCCACUCAGCCCGUGUGUCAGUGGGUGAGGGUACUGUGGCAGCUGGCUACCAGGACUUCAUCAUCUGUGUGGAGAUGUUCUUUGCAGCCCUGGCCCUACGGCAUGCCUUCACCUACAAGGUCUAUGCCGACAAGAGGCUGGACGCACAAGGCCGCUGUGCCCCCAUGAAGAGCAUCUCCAGCAGUCUCAAGGAGACCAUGAACCCACAUGACAUCGUGCAGGAUGCCAUCCACAACUUCUCACCUGCCUACCAGCAGUACACACAGCAGUCCACACUGGAGCCCGGGCCUACCUGGCGCGGAAGUGCCCACAGUCUCUCACGCUCCCACAGCCUCAGUGGUGCCCGCGACAAUGAGAAGACUCUCCUGCUCAGCUCUGAUGACGAGUUCUAGGUGUAGGCCGUGGUGGGGAAAGUGCUGGCACCUUGGCCGAUGGCAAGCGGCGCCCACCUCCAGCCUCACAGCCAAGCUAGAGGGAGCUGGCAUAGCUUUGGUGUUGCCCUUUAUUUAUUGGACCAGAAACACAUAUCGCUUCCAGAGGAGCAGCCAGAUGCUGUCUGCCCAGGCUCACCCACGAGGCUUCAGGAAUAUUCUUACAUGGCUGCCCCUACACUGCCCCAACAAGGGACAGAGGGC
Molecule: messenger RNA, 1764 nt
Organism: Otolemur garnettii (small-eared galago)
Lineage: Eukaryota; Metazoa; Chordata; Mammalia; Primates; Galagidae
Gene: TMEM184B
Product: transmembrane protein 184B
Exons: 9
Coding region: 298-1521 (407 amino acids)
Biological process (GO): transport
Molecular function (GO): transporter activity
Source: RefSeq, a predicted model, not a curated record